Molecule: messenger RNA, 4150 nt
Organism: Monascus purpureus
Lineage: Eukaryota; Fungi; Ascomycota; Eurotiomycetes; Eurotiales; Aspergillaceae
Source: the annotation of a GenBank genome assembly
GACGCUGGAUUUCCUGGGCCGAGAAUCUCAGUGAUUAACUUUUCUUUCAAGUUGAUUCAUCUACCUAGAACGGCUUCAUAUAUUGUGUCUCCCAGUCGAAUCGGUUUUGCGCUGAUCACAAUCACGCGUCAUGCCUGUGGUCAAGGGAGGUGUUUGGACAAAUAUUGAGGAUGAAGUGCUUCGUGCGGCGGUCUCCAAAUAUGGCCUCAACCAGUGGGCGCGAGUGUCAUCUCUGCUCGCCAGGAAGACUGCAAAGCAGUGCAAAGCACGUUGGGUAGAGUGGUUGGAUCCUGGCAUUCGCAAGGUGGAAUGGUCAAGGGAGGAAGAUGAAAAGUUGUUGCACCUGGCCAAGUUGAUGCCAACCCAGUGGCGCACUAUCGCGCCUAUUGUGGGACGGACUGCGACACAGUGCCUGGAACGGUAUCAGAAGUUACUUGAUGAGGCGGAAGCCCGUGAAAACGAUGAGCUCGGACUGGGAGGUCCGGGGGGAGAGGCGGCCGCACCGAAGGCAGACAAUGUUAGGAGAUUACGACCUGGAGAACUUGACCCUGACCCUGAAUCGAAACCCGCUCGCCCCGAUACAAUUGACCUAGACGAGGAUGAGAAGGAGAUGCUUAGUGAAGCGCGUGCUCGUCUCGCGAACACCCAGGGAAAGAAGGCUAAGCGCAAGGCCAGAGAACGGCAAUUAGAGGAGUCGCGACGUCUAGCAGUACUUCAGAAACGCCGUGAACUUAAGAAUGCUGGUAUCAAUAUCAAAGUCACGACUCACAAGAAGGGCGAAAUGGACUACAAUGCGGACAUCCCGUUUGAAAAGCCCGCCGCUCCUGGAUUUUAUGACACUACGGAAGAACUGGCAAAAAACGAGAGGCAAAGGGAGAUGUUCGAUCCUCGAAAGCAACAACUCGCCAAUAAACGCAAGGGAGAUCAGGACGAAGAGGCUGAGCGAAAGAAGAGGAAAAAUGACAAAGGCAGUUCUGCCUUUUCUGCCGCCGCCAGAGCGGGUCAAAUGCAGAAGAUCCGUGAAGCAGAGCAAUUAAGUAAAAGGCGGCCUCUCGUUUUGCCAAGCCCUCAGGUUAGUGAGAACGAAAUGGAAGAUAUCAUCAAAAUGGGUAUGGCAGGAGACAAGGCCGGGAAGUCCGUUGGGGAUGAGGAGACUACUCGAGGUUUAAUCGGAAAUUAUACUAGCAUUGUCGGCGCAACACCUAUCAGAACACCACGAGCCCCCCCGGAGGAGGAUCAUAUUUCCAACGAAAUUCGAAACAUCCGAGCGUUGACAGAGACUCAGUCGUCCUUAUUGGGUGAGGAAAACACACCUCUCCAUGAAGGUGUAUCCUCGACUGGAUUCGACGGUAUUGCGCCUCGACGACAGCAGAUUGUGACCCCCAAUCCCAUGGCUACGCCAUUUAGGCAAGCUAAUGGCGUUGGUGCCACACCCAUGCGAGGGGGGAUUGGCCCGGGAGCAACUCCUUUGCGCACCCCUAGAGACCACUUUGCACUCAAUAGGGAAAUGGAAGGCGGGCAACUCGUCAGCAAUACUCCAAGAGACAUUAAACUGCAUGAGAAUUUUAUGCGCCAGCAGAUUCGUAGCAAGUUGUCGUCACUCCCCAAGCCCAAGGAGACUGAAUGGGAACUGGAAGAGCUCCCUUCGGAAACAGCGGAGCCGACUAUAUCAGCGGAGGCCAUGCAAGAGGACUCGGCUGAGCUUGACAGAAGAGAGAAAGAGGCUCGUGAGAAGGCCGCCCAAGCUGAGUUCAAACGCCAGACGCAGGUUUACCAACGGUCUCUUCCCCGGCCAAGUGUUCUCGAUAUUGAUGCUCUGCUGCAACGAGCCUCGCAGGUCACCGACCCGAUCCUCGGUUCCAUUGCCAAAGAGGCAGCGUUGCUCAUUGCCCAUGACGCCCGGAAAUUUCCUGGUCCUGGCGCUAAGAUUGAGGGCAAGGCUCCUAAAUUAGGUCGAUUGAAUGAUGAACUGCUUGCAUCAGCUCGUGCAGCUAUUGCGGCAGAGGUAGCAUCUUCAGAACCACAGAAACGAGAGUGGCAGGAGAGCUUUGAGACCUGCUGGACGUCGACGUAUGCCAAUUCUCUCCCAGGGUUGGCAAACUAUGACGAUGACGAGGAAGACCCGCCUAAACAAGAGCAGCGCAUGAUGUCUAUCUUUGACAAUGUGCAGGCAGCGUUGGUAGCCGCAGCAGAGCGGGGAAAUAAACUAGAAAAGAAGCUAGCACUGCACUAUGGUGGAUACCAAAAUCGCGCGAAGACGCUGCGGACCAAGAUUGUCGAAGCCAGUUCAGCCCUCGAGCAAGCCGAGAACGAGCUGGAUGCCUUCCGUUCACUGCAGAUCUCUGAGGAGGCGGCCAUCAGAUCGAGACUCGAGAGACUACGAGACGAGGCAACUUUUGUUACAAGAAGGGAACGAGAGGCCCAGGAACUUUAUAGAAGCCGACGGGAGGAGCUGGAGGGGCUUACUGGAGGGACUGGUGUAUCAGCGAACGGAUGGCAUUAAAUCUUUUGUCAUUAUAGUCUGAGAUUGAUUGGACAUGGAGUCUGUAUUAUAAUAGUAUGAUGGCACUUGGUAGGGAGAUGAAAUCAGUAUACGGUAGUACACGUGAUCUCUUGUGGCCUGAGGCUGCCAUAUUCGCGGCCUCCAGGCAACUACUAUGUGUUCCCAACAGUUGCUUUAGUGGACGGCUAACCCCAUAUUCUGUGGGAGACACUAAUGAGUGGAAGCACACUUGAUAGAUAGCUCUGAACACUGAGUGAGAUACAUGGCUUUCUUAUCAUCUAUAUGUGGUUGAAUAGCUUCAAAUUUGAAGUUGGCGUGGUGGUCGAAUUCGGGCGUCAGGUGAACUAGAAGCCAUGUAUUGUCGGUGUCAAAGGUGCCUCUAUGCUGUGCGAGAAUGUAUGCAGGACCUGCAGCAUGGUAUGAACCAAGAAGUCAAAAAAACUGAUCAGAAAAAGGUGUGAAGUCUUUCCCAGUAUACAUCGGGACUUCAGUCUUUCCGGCUGUUGAAAAGGUAUUGGGUCCGUUUGGUCAGGAAGAGAUGGUUUUAGGCAUGCUCAAAUCUACUCAGCGAGCAAAAGGUGCCAAGACCUGAGCAUUAAAAUGGAAAGGGAAGGCCUUCAACGUUGAUAGGAAAAAAGUACAUAUGAAUAUCCAGCCUACUUAGUCCGCAAAGAAUAAUACACUCUCUCGCAUCUUCCUGUCAUGGCACAUCUGUAUCAUGACCAGUAUACUGUCACAGCAACAACUCCGAUUUACGAGGUAAGUUGACGCCUCGUGCUGAACAUAAUGCAUCCAUCUUUCUGACUAUCUUAUACCCAAAGUGUUGAGCGGUGGACGAUUGUCCGUCGGAGGAAGCAUAACUACUCCAAGGCAGGGAAGCAUUUAACCAAUUCUGGCAUCACCUGGAUGGUGUGUGGUUAGGACACACCGCAACAUUGAUUCGCCCGAAUUGAAUUCAUCAAGAAGAGUCACUGUGCCGUAAUAAUUGGCAGCUUGUCGAGGUAUUGUCGACUUGAAUAACAGUGUCAUGACAUCUUUUCAGGCAUGAUAGGAUUGAACUGUGGGUAGUGGCUCCAUCUGCAUGAGGCCUUUUUGUAUGCGUACAUUGCAUGUCUGACUGCGAAUGGCGGUUCCGGCAACGGCGGCGGGUAAGGCAUGCGGUGCCUUGGUCCAGUCCGUUUUGCAGGCAGGUCUAGAAGGGAUGAUUGACCUGGAGCAGUGGAUGCAACGGACUGGGGCGGGACCAGUCCAUGACUGCAUGCCGUGACGCAAGUUUUGGCGUUGAAAUAAUCAAGCAUGUUCGAGACACUGGUUCCGUACUCUGUCUGCUCUGGCCUGAAGACUCGCAGACGAAGCUUAUCCGAGACAUCGGGCCAUCUGCAGCAGGACAAAUCGAGACUGGGGUCGGUUCGGCCGAGCCGCGAAGACCAAGUGGUGACACGUAGUUACCUUGCAAGUGUUAGCUAAAAGAAACGUCAGGAUAAUAAUAGAUGGUGAGAUGCUGAUGCAUUUCUGCAAGUCUGAAGAUGAGCCAAUAUAGGUUGAUGCAUUGCUCACGGUGACAGACACUGAUUGGCUGCUGUCCCGUGACCAGCUGACAUAAGCUCUUUCACCAGCCACGGCUAGUGGGUCCUUUAGGGUCUAGAC